GGGGAGGUGCGGGGCUGGAGGAAGUGGAAUGGCUAGGACAGGCUGAGCGCUGAGACCAGUUGAGGGCUCUUCCUUCGUCAAGGCCCCCAGGACCAGCCCUAUCCACUGCUAGGAGCCUGGCCGUGAAGGGCAGCGGGAUAUUCCUGACGCUGCCUUGGUACGAAAGCCCCAAGACUCCUUGGAGAGUCCCGAGCUACUCCGAUCGGGUUUUCGCUCCUGGAACGGAGGCCGAGCUUCUGCGCUGGACCACAGUGGGACAGAUGGGAACAAGUAGCGGCUGCCGUGCGCUAGAGCAGUUCAAUUGGUUGCGGGAGGCGGGGCCGGCAAGGGGCGGGUCCUCCUUCACCCUGCCUCGGCCCGCCUCAGAAAACAGAGCCGGAUGACGCAAGCGUGGGAGGUGGCCUGGGGAGUAGUUCCGCUCCGAGGGCGGAAGUGCAUUUCCAGGUCUCGGCCGCUGAGCAGCCAGCAACAUGGUGGCUCCAGUGUUAGAGACGUCUCAUGUAUUUUGUUGCCCAAACCGUGUGAGGGGAUCCUUGAGCUGGAGUCCUGGGCCCGGAGGGCUUCUGGCCUUCGGCACGUCCUGUUCUGUGGUGCUAUAUGACCCUCAGAAAAGAGUUGUCAUUACCAACCUGAAUGGCCACACUGCUCGAGUCAAUUGCAUACAGUGGAUUUGUAAACAGGAUGGUUCUCCUUCUACUGAAUUAGUUUCUGGAGGAUCUGAUAAUCAUGUGAUUCACUGGGAAAUAGAGAAUAACCAGCUUUUAAAAGCAGUGCAUCUCCAAGGUCAUGAGGGACCCGUUUAUUCAGUGUGUGCUGUUUACCAGAGGAGGGCAUCCGACGUCACAUUACACACACUGAUCGUUUCUGCGGCUUCGGAUUCUACUGUUCGAAUCUGGUCUAAAAAGGGUUCAGAAGUGACAUGCCUUCAGACCUUGGACUUUGGGAAUGGAUUUGGUCUGGCUCUUUCCUUGUCUUUUUUGCCUAACACUGAUGUACCAAUAUUAGCAUGUGGUGAUGACGACUGCAAAAUUCACUUAUUUGUUCAAAAGAAUGAUCAGUUUCAGAAAGUGCUUUUUCUCUGUGGACAUGAGGAUUGGAUAAGAGGCGUGGAGUGGGCAAUCUUUGGUAGAGAUCUUUUCCUAGCAAGUUGUUCGCAAGAUUGCCUGAUAAGAAUAUGGAGGCUGUAUAUAAAAUCGACAUCUUUAGAAAUUCAAGAUGAUGAUAAUAUAAGACUGAAGGAAAACACUUUUACUAUAGAAAAUGAAAGUAUUAAAAUAGAAUUUGCUGUUACUCUGGAGACUGUCCUAGCUGGUCACGAAAAUUGGGUAAAUGCGGUUCAUUGGCAACCUUCAUUUUACAAAGACGGUGUUCUACAGCAACCAAUGAAACUGUUGUCUGCCUCCAUGGAUAAAACCAUGAUUCUCUGGGCUCCAGAUGAAGAGUCAGGAGUUUGGCUAGAACAGGUUCGAGUAGGUGAAGUUGGUGGGAAUACUCUGGGGUUUUAUGAUUGCCAGUUUGGUGACAAUGGCUCCAUGAUCAUCGCACAUGCUUUCCAUGGAGCAUUGCACCUUUGGAAGCAGAAUGCAGCUAACCCAAAAGAGUGGACUCCAGAGAUUGUCAUUUCAGGACACUUUGAUGGUGUCCAAGACCUAAUGUGGGAUCCAGAAGGAGAAUUUAUCAUUACUGUUGGUACUGACCAGACAACACGGCUUUUUGCUCCAUGGAAGAGAAAAGACCAAUCACAGGUGACUUGGCAUGAAAUUGCAAGGCCUCAGAUACAUGGAUAUGACCUGAAAUGUUUAGCCAUGAUUCACCGGUUCCAGUUUGUAUCUGGAGCAGAUGAAAAAGUUCUUCGGGUUUUUUCUGCACCUCAGAACUUUGUGGAAAAUUUUUGUACUAUUACAGGCCAAUCACUGAAUCACAUACUUUGUAAUCAAGAGAGCGAUCUUCCAGAAGGAGCUACUGUCCCUGCUUUGGGAUUAUCAAAUAAAGCUGUCUUUCAGGGAGAUAUAACUCCUCAGCCUUCUGAUGAAGAGGAACUGUUAACUAGUACUGGUUUUGAGUAUCACCAGAUGGCCUUUCAACCCUCUGUACUUACUGAACCUCCCACUGAGGAUCAUCUUUUGCAGAAUACAUUGUGGCCUGAAGUUCAGAAACUAUAUGGACAUGGCUAUGAAAUAUUUUGUGUUGCUUGUAACAAUUCAAAGACUCUGCUUGCCUCAGCAUGUAAGGCAGCUAAGAAAGAGCAUGCAGCUAUCAUUCUUUGGAAUACUACAUCUUGGAAACAAGUGCAGAAUUUAGUUUUCCACAGUUUGACUGUCACACAGAUGGCCUUCUCACCUAAUGACAAGUUCUUACUAGCUGUUUCCAGAGAUCGGACCUGGUCAUUGUGGAAAAGGCAGGACACAGUCUCACCUGAGCUAGAGCCAGUUUUCAGUCUCUUUGCCUUCACCAACAAAGUCACUGCUGUGCACAGUAGAAUUAUUUGGUCUUGUGAUUGGAGUCCUGAUGGCAAAUAUUUCUUCACAGGGAGUCGGGACAGAAAGGUGGUUGUCUGGGGUGAGUGCGAUUCCAGUGAUGAUUCCAUGGAGCACAGCAUUGGCCCCUGCUCCUCAGUCCUGGACGUGGGUGGGGCUGUGACAGCCGUCAGCGUCUGCCCAGUACUUAACCUUUCCCAGCGAUAUGUUGUUGCAGUAGGAUUAGAAUGUGGAAGGAUUUGUUUGUAUAGCUGGAAAAAGACUGAUCAAAUUCCAGAAAUAAAUGACUGGACCCGCUGCGUAGAAACAAGUCAAAGAGUCAUACACUUGCUAUCAAAAAAUUAUGCUGGAAGAAUUAUAAUGGAAGAACUGAACAGAAUGAAGCAGAAAGCACUGAAUGGCUACACUUUGCAAGUUGUGGCGAAGAUCAUACUGUGAAGAUAUACAGAGUUAACAGAUGUGCACUGUAAUGGACUUAAUAACCACAAGUAUCUUAAGUAACACAAUCAUUGGUGUCUUAAAAUAUAUAUCAUGUAAAUACAUAACCUUUCUUUACCUUUAUAAUUUCAGUGAGUUUCAUUUUUAAGUCACUAUAGCAGUAGUCCUUAUUUGCGUUAUAGAUCCUUUGAAAAUCUGCUGAAAGCUGUGGACCCUUUUCUCAAAAUUGUUAUUUAUGCACACACACCAGAACUUUACACACACUUUCAGGGAGUCAUGGACCUGCAUUCAUGGGGCCCAGAUUAAGAGCCCUGUUCUUUCUUUAUUCAUUACUGAAGUUUCUUAAUUUUUUGUUAUUUUGGGUUUCCUCUUUUCAUCUCCCCCUUUUGGGGACAUUUCAUUAUUUACUACCCUUUUCAGAGAGAGGGCAUAGAAAAUAAAGAAGAAAUCCAGAGUACUCAAUUUUUAUGUUAACAGCUUCUGUAAAUAAACAUACCUCCCAAAGUGUGCUAACUCUUGACUCCUUCUUCCCCCGAACACACCAGUAAUUCUAGGAAUUUGGCAGGCAGUUGUGAGUUUGAACUUUAGCCAAUCCUUUCCUUUAUUUAUAAGUAUAUGGAUUCUUUUAGGGCUCGAUUUAGAGUGCAUUUAAAUUGAUAGGUGUAGGUACUAAACAAUAGAGUUCUGAAUCAUUUGAACUGAGGUGAUCGCUGAAGUCAUGAGAGUGAAGAGUGUUCCCCAAGAGAAUGUGCAGCAGGAGCAGAGAGAAGUGGGUGCUGUAACAGAACGUUGGGGUGUGUCAGCUUAGGGUUAGGAGGGCUAGGAGAGUUGGACAGCUUGAGAGUUGGGUGGAGAACACUUAAGGGAGGAUAUAAGAGGUGGUUAUGAAGACUGAUGUGAGAGUGGGGGCUUGCCCCAGACCCUGUUGGAACAUGGGGUCAUCUGACAAAAAUGACACUAAAAUGCAUACUGUACAUAAUGAAUAUGCUGAAAGAAGAUGGGGUGAGGAUAUUCUUGGUGGGAGUUUUUAAGUUUU
Molecule: messenger RNA, 3951 nt
Organism: Trichechus manatus latirostris (Florida manatee)
Lineage: Eukaryota; Metazoa; Chordata; Mammalia; Sirenia; Trichechidae
Gene: ELP2
Product: elongator acetyltransferase complex subunit 2
Exons: 22
Coding region: 471-2915 (814 amino acids)
Biological process (GO): tRNA wobble uridine modification
Cellular component (GO): elongator holoenzyme complex
Molecular function (GO): protein binding
Source: RefSeq, a predicted model, not a curated record